Molecule: messenger RNA, 2620 nt
Organism: Chlorocebus sabaeus (green monkey)
Lineage: Eukaryota; Metazoa; Chordata; Mammalia; Primates; Cercopithecidae
Gene: ALKBH3
Product: alkB homolog 3, alpha-ketoglutarate dependent dioxygenase
Biological process (GO): DNA alkylation repair
Cellular component (GO): nucleoplasm; mitochondrion
Molecular function (GO): dioxygenase activity
Source: RefSeq, a predicted model, not a curated record
ACGGCGGAGUGGGUACCGGGCUGCGAGGGGUGUCCCAAGUCCUAGCGGGUUUGGACUGGCGCGCCCGGCUCUGCCCGUAAGUGCGCGUUUCCGACUUACUGCUGGGUGCGCGGGGCUGGGGGUGUGAGGACCACCCCUGAAGUCUCUUCCCGGGCGACCUCCGGCGCCUCAUUCUAGGCCUCCUGGAAGGGAAGAAUCUAAAUUAGGAAAAGGAAGUACCCUUAGCCAGGACCAAGCUCUUCCACCUGCGGAGCUCGCUUAGUCUGCACCUCAACCGUGCAGAAAUUGACUCCCUGUUUACUGAGGAAAAACUGGGGUUCAGAAAGGUGAAGUCAUUUGCUAUGGGCCUUGCAGCUGGAAAGUGACAGAUCUGGAUUCAAAGCGAGUUCUGGCUGGCGCCAGAGUCCUUGUCCUUUACAGCACUGGUUCUCAAGCUCUGUGUGCAUUAAGAAUGCCUGGGUUGAGGGUGGCGUUAGGUAACAAAUUCUGGGACUCUUCAAAUUGAGUAGGUCUGGGAUGGAGCUCUGGAAUCUGUAUUUUCGACAAUUGUUCCCUGGCAAAUAGCAUAUGGCUCCCCAGUGAACAGAGCAAGAAGAUACCAUGGAGUAGUUUGAAGCAGAAACAAAAUCUUCCAAAAGCUUGGAGCAGAAGCCUUUUUGGUCAACAUGGAGGAAAAAAGACGGCGAGCUCGAGUUCAGGGAGCCUGGGCUGCCCCUGCUAAGAGCCAGGCCGUUGCUCAGCCAGCUACCACUGCUAAGAGCCAUCUCUACCAGAAGCCUGGCCAGACCUGGAAGAACAAAGAGCAUCAUCUCUCUGACAGAGAGUUUGUGUUCAAAGAACCUCAGCAGGUAGUACGUAGAGCUCCCGAGCCACGAGUGAUUGACAGAGAGGGUGUGUAUGAAAUCAGCCUGUCACCCACAGGUGUAUCUAGGGUCUGUUUGUAUCCUGGCUUUGUUGACGUAAAAGAAGCUGACUGGAUAUUGGAACAGCUUUGUCAAGAUGUUCCCUGGAAACAGAGGACCGGCAUCAGAGAGGAUAUAACUUAUCAGCAACCAAGACUUACAGCAUGGUAUGGAGAACUUCCUUACACUUAUUCAAGAAUCACUAUGGAACCAAAUCCUCACUGGCAUCCUGUGCUGUGCACACUAAAGAACCGCAUUGAAGAGAACACUGGCCACACCUUCAACUCCUUACUCUGCAAUCUUUACCGCAAUGAGAAGGACAGUGUGGACUGGCACAGUGAUGAUGAACCCUCACUAGGGAGGUGCCCUACUAUUGCUUCACUCAGUUUUGGUGCCACACGCAUAUUUGAGAUGAGAAAGAAGCCACCACCAGAAGAGAAUGGAGACUACACAUAUGUGGAAAGAGUGAAGAUACCCUUGGAUCACGGGACCUUGUUAAUCAUGGAAGGAGCGACACAAGCUGACUGGCAGCAUCGAGUGCCCAAAGAAUACCACUCUAGAGAACCAAGAGUGAACCUAACCUUUCGGACAGUCUAUCCAGACCCUCGAAGGGCGCCCUGGUGACAUCAGAGCUUUGAGAGAGAAGCUUCACUGAAACGGAGCAAACCUUCCACUGAGAAGCGACUUCAAGAGGCUGGUGCUGCUAGAUCUCAUGAUGUGGCUGUUGGGAAGAUGGUGGGGUUUGUUUCCCAGCUUGGAGUCCUAUUAAAUGAGAGCCAGCAACUCAUGUUGGUAAUAGGUCUACUGUGGGAACAGUUAUCCCGAAUCACAGCUCAAAAUCGCUAUCAUCUUUAGGCAAAUUAAAAUCUAUGUGGCAGCGCUCAUGGAUGAUUUUGUUCGUAAGCAGUUUUCCUCCUACCCUCCCCCUCCCCCCGCACCCCACCUUCAUUUGAAGAAAUAUGAAUGGACUUGUGCUUCUGGGGAAAAUUUCCACGUGUUUGUUCCUUGUGACUUCAGUGAAGUGGAGAUAUAAAUAUGCGUCAGGGACUCUGGAGCCUUCCGUAGGCAGACAGCUGCUGAAACCCAAACAGAGGUGGUUUCAUCUUGGCUUGCAUACUGUUGUAAUGGAAAGCUACAUAUCCAGGGAACACUGUAACCGAGUCUUCCUGCGACACACUCAGACAGUUACAGGCCUCCAAAGAAAGAGUGGUGGCAGUAUGCUCUCGUCUAGCCACUUUCAAGCAGUCACCUGUAAUACAAGAGAAAACUGUCCCCUUAAAGGGAGGAAUCACUGAGUGAUGUCACAGGAAAUAGCAGGCUGAAAUCGAGGCUGAAGAACAGCAGAAACCCUACUCAUGACAGCUGUUCCACAUAGAUUAUUUUCCCCUAGGGAAUCACUUGAGUCAUCUAGACCCAAGUCAGAUAGAAGUGGGAGCAGCCCUGCAGGGAAUACACUCAAUUGCCUGAUAGUUCUCUUCACCUUGUGUUUCCGUAGCCCUAUGACUAACGCUCUCUUCUGACUCAAUGUUUUCUUACAUACAAGGUCCCAAGGUACAAAGGUUAGUCUGUGAUGUCACUGAGGUUCCCAAAACAAAACAGAGUGACUGCCCAUUAUUGCAUCAUAAAACCACGUGUCAUCUUGACCUCUUGACUCAGGAGCUGUGUACCAGAUUAAUUCCAAACCAAGAUACAGAAAACCUGAGAGAAAGGAAAUGAAU